Messenger RNA from Rhizophagus irregularis DAOM 181602=DAOM 197198, 1443 nucleotides. RefSeq lists its product as uncharacterized. The record is from RefSeq and is a predicted model, not a curated record. Lineage: Eukaryota; Fungi; Glomeromycota; Glomeromycetes; Glomerales; Glomeraceae.
AUGAAUUUAGCAGAUUUAUUUCGUGGAUAUCGUCAUACUGAACCUAGAAUUCUCUUAUUACUAAAACUUUUUAUGAUGAUUAUACUUGUAGCUUGCUUAGCAGGUUAUCUAGCUAUUAUAUUAAUUGAUAUACAACAAGAUGCUCCAAUUAUCAGAACUUCUUUUCAUAUUUCUGAUGAUAAUCUCCCUAUUCGUCCUCCAAGUUUUAUUUUUAAAUCCGAAUAUAAUUUCACUAUAGCAGGUUGUAUUGAAGAACAUUAUACUCAAGAUUUUAAAUCUUCAAUGGUAAAUUGUAUUUCGGAUAUGACUCACCCUGAUGAAAAACGUGGGCCAUCCCAAGCCUAUUUUGGAACUUAUCAACCAUCAAAAGAUACCUUCUUUUAUACUUUUAAUAAAUCAAGUGAUCAUACUUUGACGGGUUCUGUAGUUAUAGGUCUUAUUGUACUUGAUACUAAUUACACAUCUGCUAGUAAUCAAGCAUUGAUUCAAAUAGUUGCUUUUGAUUCAGGUUAUGAAACGCCUAUUAGUUAUAUUAGUGACAACAAAAUUGAUGAAAUAAUUUCUAAUCAAAAAGAUUUGGGAACAAGUUUAGGUUUUAAUGAUUCUGUUGCUAUGAUGAACUUAUAUAAUUUGGCGCUAAAUCAGAACUACCAAUUUGAGUUUAAACGUAGAAUUAAGGAGGUUAUAGUACCAAGUUGGAUGAAUGAUUUUGGUAUUCCUUCUAAAUAUGAGACACAAUCAUAUAUUGAAUCUACUUUAUUACCAUUACCUAAUGGAACUUCAAAUAAUAUGGUGAUGAUGAGUAUAACGCCCAAGGGUGCUAUCAUUCAAAUAGACAGAGAAAUUAGAACACAUACGUACUUAAGUGGUAUGGGUUUAUUAGGUGGUGCGUGGGGAUUAGCGGCAGCAAUGUAUUCAUUGCUUUUUGGCGCAGACACAAUACGACCAUGGGGUAUCGUUCAAUCUUAUUGUUAUGGAUUUUCUCGCUUAACACGAAGAAAACUUAAAGAAACUCUCCCAAUAAUUCCAUUUUAUGAUAAAUCAUAUACCGAUGCAAAUCACGAUCUUUCAUUAGAUGAAAAAAUUGAAUUAAUACCAUUAUUACAAUCAAGAAUUGAUAGUUUAGAAUUAUUUUUACGAGAAUAUGUAGUUGAUGUAAAUUAUUUAGAUAAUAUUCAGAAUAGAUCAGUUAGUUCUAAUCAAGAGAUACAAAAUACAACUGAAGGACCGAAUAGUCUUAACAAUCAAGCGGUACAAAAUAUGAGUGAAGGACCAAAUAAUCUCAACAGUCAAGAGGUACAAAAUACGAGCGAAGGACCGAAUAAUCUCAACAAUCAAGAGGAAAUAUUUAAAAUUGAGGUACCUGAGCAAAGUAAAAAAGAUUAUGUAAAGAAAGGCAAGCCUGUGGCAGAAAAAGAGGAAAGGUCAACAGUUUACAGCUAG